AUGGUGCUACUCCGAUGUCGAUCCUUGACGAUAAAUCUCCCUCCUUUUUUACCUUCACACUUCCAAUCUCAGAAAUUCCACACGAUCCGAUUAUUCCGUAAUCCCAAUUUCAACUCUCUUCCACAAAUCUCAGCUUCUUCUUCUCUUCCCACCAACAAUCCAACAACGAACCGUUCGAUUUCCGAUGCGGCUCGAUUCGCUCGCUCAGUGCUGUUCGUGCCUCCUGGUGUGGAUAUUGAAGAGAUAACUGAAGAUAUGGUGCUUCCGGGCUCCAAUAUAGUCAUCGGACCUUUCGCGGGUCAUUCCCAAAUCAAAGAAGUCGUGUUCGUCAAGAGCAGUGCUCGAGCUAGAGACUGUCCUAAAGAUGACCGUCCUGAGAUUGCCAUUCUUGGUCGUUCUAAUGUCGGAAAAUCUUCCCUUAUCAAUUGCUUGGUUCGUAAAAAGGAAGUCGCUCUCACCUCCAAGAAACCUGGGAAGACUCAGCUUAUAAAUCACUUCUUGGUGAAUAAGAGUUGGUACAUUGUGGAUUUGCCUGGUUAUGGAUUUGCUAAAGUUUCGGAUGCUGCUAAAACGGAUUGGUCUGCGUUUACUAAAGGUUACUUCUUGAAUAGGGAUACUCUUGUGAGUGUGCUUCUUCUGAUUGAUGCGAGUGUUCCUCCUCAGAAGAUUGAUCUCGAUUGUGCUAAUUGGCUCGGUCGCAACAAUGUACCGAUGACAUUUGUGUUUACGAAAUGUGACAAAAUGAAGGCGGCGAAAGGGAAAAGACCUGAUGAGAACAUCAAAGCUUUCCAACAAAUCAUUAGAGAGAAUUUCAAACAACAUCCUCCUUGGAUUAUGACGAGUAGUGUAUCCGGUUUAGGCAGAGACGAGCUUCUACUUCACAUGUCGCAGCUGAGAAACUACUGGGAUCAGUAG
Messenger RNA from Arabis nemorensis, 915 nucleotides. The record is from the annotation of a GenBank genome assembly. Lineage: Eukaryota; Viridiplantae; Streptophyta; Magnoliopsida; Brassicales; Brassicaceae.